GCCAACCGGAGCGCGGCAUUUUCCGCGGGAGAUCUGAAUUUCGCGGCACGCAGUUUGGCGCUAAAAAAAAAAAAGAAGAAAAAAAAGAGGCAGAGAAAGACUUAGGGACUAGAGAGCAAGCCGCGAGGAAGUCGGUGCAGUCAAGAUCCCCUUCCCCGUCCCAGCGCAUCGCGUCUCCGCCGAGCUUGCGGCCACGCCGGGACCCCUCCCCAGAACCGGCAGGACCCCAGGUGCCGUGGCCUUGGGGGGCGAGGGGCGUCCCGGGUCGCAGUGCCCGCCCCUGGCAGUGCCACCACCGCAGCCGCUGGGCAAUCUCCAAGCGGCGAUCUCCAAGCGUUGCUCGGCUGGGCCGCGGGCCAGGAGGGGAGGGUCUGGCCUUGCUCCUCAGGCGUCCAUUGGCGGUUUUCCCCGGCCUCCGCGCCAUGCCGCGGGCUGUGUGAGCGGCGGCAGCACCGGAUCCCGCAGGUGUCCGCGGGCGCGCCAGGCCCAUUUGGGUAGGGGGCGCCUUACUCGCUAUGCUGCGAGGGCCCCGGAUCUUGGCUUCGGCCACUGGGCAGCACCCGAAGGUGGUGCCCGCGAUGAGCCCCACGGAGCUGUGGCCGCCCGGCCUCAGCAGCCCCCAGCUCUGCCCAGCUACUACCACCUACUACACGCCGUUGUACCCGCAGACGGCGCCUCCCGCUGCGGCGCCCGGCAUCUGCCUCGACGCCACUCCCCAUGGACCCGAGGGCCAAGUUGUGCGAUGCCUGCCGGCAGGCCGGCUGCCGGCCAAAAGGAAGCUGAAUCUGGAGGGGAUUGGGAGGCCCGCCGUCCUUGAGUUCCCAACCCCCAAGGGGAAGUGCAUCAGAGUGGAUGGCCUCCCCAGCCCCAAAACCCCCAAAUCCCCUGGGGAGAAGACUCGAUAUGACACCUCGCUGGGGCUGCUCACCAAGAAGUUCAUUUACCUUCUGAGCGAGUCCGAGGAUGGGGUCCUGGACCUGAACUGGGCCGCUGAGGUGCUGGACGUGCAGAAGCGGCGCAUCUAUGACAUCACCAAUGUGCUAGAGGGCAUCCAGCUCAUCCGCAAGAAGGCCAAGAACAACAUCCAGUGGGUAGGCAGGGGAAUGUUUGAAGACCCCACCCGGCCUGGGAAGCAGCAACAGCUGGGGCAGGAGCUGAAGGAGCUGAUGAACAGGGAGCAGGCCCUGGACCAGCUCAUCCAGAGCUGCUCUCUGAGCUUCAAGCACCUGACUGAGGACAAGGCCAACAAGAGGCUGGCCUAUGUGACUUACCAGGAUAUCCGUGCUGUCAGCAACUUUAAGGAGCAGACAGUGAUUGCCGUCAAGGCCCCUCCGCAGACGAGACUGGAAGUGCCUGACAGGACUGAGGACAACCUGCAGAUAUAUCUCAAGAGCACCCAAGGGCCCAUCGAAGUCUACCUGUGCCCAGAGGAGGUGCAGGAGCCCGACAGUCCUUCCGAGGAGCCCCUCCCUUCUACCUCUACCCUCAGCCCUAGCCCUGACUCUGCCCAGCCCAGCAGCAGCACCGACCCUAGCAUCAUGGAGCCCACAGCAUCCUCAGUGCCAGCGCCAGCACCGAUCCCCCAGCAGGUCCCACUGCCUCCGUCCCUGGUGCCCUUGGAAGCUACUGACAGCAUGCUGGAGCUGCCACACCCACUCCUGCAGCAGACCGAGGACCAAUUCCUGUCCCCAACCCUGGCGUGCAGCUCCCCUCUGAUCAGCUUCUCACCGUCCUUGGACCAGGAUGACUACCUGUGGGGCUUGGAGGCGGGUGAGGGCAUCAGUGACCUCUUCGACUCCUACGACCUUGGGGACCUGUUGAUUAAUUGAGUGGCCCUGCCUGCCUCCAGCAGCCUACCCCUGACUCUACCUCCUCACAGACAGGCUGACAGGUCCUCUGCCUGCACAGGGACAUUGGACACUAAGUGCUGCCCUCAGGCCAUGGGGUCUUCUCUCCUUCCUCACCCCGGCCAGCAGAUGUAUGGGGAGAUGUGGAUGAUGCGGGUAAGGUGUGGAUAAGAGGGUGAGUCCUUGCUUACCUAGUGGAAGCUGGGCCUGGGGAGGCCCAUCCAGUCUUCUGACCUCUGACUUCUCACAAGAAGGCUGCAGGUGAGGUGGCCAAGUCCAGGGAAAGGCCCUGCUACCUCCUUUUGAGGGGUAAUUACCUCGACAAACCAAGAAGCACCUAAUGCCUUUGUAUUUAUUUCAGGUGGAGUUGUAUUUGUUUGUCCCCCCUGAAUUUUAGCAGGGAGGUUAUUCUAGGUUUUAGUGCAACCUCUGCAGACAGGCCCAUCGGGCCCAUGGCUGUCCGUGUUCUGGGGCAGGUCUGGGUUUUCAAAGGAGGGGCCCAGGCCAAGUCCCUGCUUUCCCCACGGUGGUGGGGGCUGGGUCUCUGAGGGGCUGUCCGGUCUGCUGGGACGCUAAUUGCACUUAGACCUCGUAAUUCUAGUAAACAGCCUCUGCGGGCCUUUCACCCUGCCCCCUGCUCUCAGCCUCACAUCUCCAGCUGAGGCACCGGCUUUGGCUUCCUGGUCUCCUCUGUCCCAGAGAUGGUUCCAGGGAGCCAUUCCAGGGCAGGUAGCACUGAGGCUCCCAUGGAAACAGGAGUUGCCAGCUCAGGAGACCCCUUUCCUGAGGAAGUCCUUACCUCUCCCUCCCCUUGAGGUAUAAAAAUAGUCCAGCAGAGACAAGCUUCUGAGAAAAACAGAUCAGGAACGUGGAGGGUAGCUGUUAUGGCUGUGGCGGACACCUUUCCUCAGAGUUUCUGCCUUGCCCUGGUCCAGGAGCUGUUUCACACCAAGGACUUGGUAGGCAGAGGCAGCCCCACCAUAAGAAGGGUCAGAUUAAAACAAGAAACUGCCAAAAGCACCCUCUCUGCCCCCCAUGUAAUGCUGGCAUCAUUCUCUGCCUCCCUGGGAGGAUUUUUUCCACCAUGUUUAUUGAAGGGGAUGGUUCUUUAAGGACUUCUCCACCUCAGAGCUCACUUAGACCCCCAAGGACAGAGGUGACUGGCGCUUGGUGACUUGUUCACUCCUUUUUUCCCUGGUAUGCUGAAGGGGUGACAGAGAGAGGUUGUCAUGGCAGACCAGGCCUUGGCAGCUAAUGGGGAGAGGGACUCAUGUUACUUCUUCAGGCUUGGGGUCCUGAGGGGGUCUUUUGGCUUCAGCCUGUUCCCCCAGAGGCUUAAUCAUCUCACAUUGUCCCUGCAGCCCAGUUGCUCUUGUCCCUCACCCACCUUGGGAUGUGGAUGCUCUGGGCUGAACCAAGGCCAUGCCUUCUGGAGAGAGGCACAGGUUGGUCUGAGGCCCGCCACCCACCCCUCAGGGAGCCAGGUUUUCUCAGAGGCUCAGCUGGACAGCACUUUUAAAAUAAGUUUGUAGCAUUAAAAUCUGGUUUAAAAUAUGAAGUUGGUUUUGUUGGCUGGUUCCUGAGCCCACUGAUGUCUGAAGUUUGAGAGGCGGAAUUAUUUGAGGGUACGGCCCAGUGUGACCUAAUGCCCAGUUGAAGACAAUUGUGCGUCAUUGUUUCUUCAGCUUCCUGGGACCCCAAGUUAGCCUGCUUCUAGAAGUCAGCAGAUCACAGCUGCCCCCACUCUAUAUAAGCAGGGCUAAUUUUGGACACUUUACAGAAAUACUUUUUUACAGAAAUACUCCCUUAAAUACAAGAGUCUUAUCAGAAGCCCAUCUUCUUUUUUUUUUUUUUUUGAGUCGGAAUCUUGCUCUGUUUCCCAGGCUGGAGUGCAGUGGCGUGAUCUUGGCUCACUGCAACCUCCACUUCCUGGGUUUGUCAAUUCUCCAGUCUCAGCCUCCCAACUUGCUGGGAUUACAGGCAUGUGUCACCAUGCCCAGCUACCUUUUUUUUUUUUUUUUUUUUUAGCAUUUUUAGUAGAGAUAGGGGUUUCCUGUGUUAACCAGGAUGGUCUUGAUCUCCUGACUUCGUGAUUUGCUCACCUUGGCCUCCCAAAGUGCUGGGAUUACAGGUAUGAGCCACCAUGUGCAGCCCAGAAGCCCACCUUAAAGUCCAGCAUGCCCAGGGCCCAGGGACCCUGCAUGGAAUCUCGUUUGGGGUACGUGGGCUGCUUUGCUCUGCCCUCGACUGGGCUGCCUUUUAGCCAGGUGCCAUCUCUGAGGUCAGAGGUGUUUGACUCCCAUGCCUUGGGCUCAGUCUGGAAAUUGCCCCAAGAAUUACAUCAGAGAAAAGGGAGAAGAGGCCUGUAGGAUCCAUGGGAAUGAGUUUAACACUGAAGUCUGGAAUUUAAGCUCAUGCCCUAAACACCUCUCCAUAGGGCUGCACAGGGGAACCGCCCUCAGGCUUGUGGCCUGUGUCCUCAGCACAGGGGGUCUCCCCCCGACCCCGUGCUGUCCCUUUCACACCUUACCUAGCCAAGGGGCUAGACUGCCCAGGCUAAGCCUUAGAUUCAGUGUAGGAUACAAGUUCAUGCCCCCUUCUUGUCAGUGACACUUGAAGUCUCCCAACUUCCACGGAGUGCUUUCAGGACGCAUCAUUUUGAGUGGUCUUUUUUUUUCUUUUUCUCUCUUAUUUUUUGAGAAAGAGUCUCAUUCUGUUGCGCAGGCUGGAGUGCAGUGGCCUGACCUUGGCUCACUGCAACCUCCGCCUCCCAGGUUCAAGCGAUUCUUCUGCCUCAGCCUCCCGAGUAGCUGGGACAGUAGGCAUGCAACACCAUGCCCAGCUAAAUUUUUAUUGCCGAAACAGGGUUUUGCCAUGUUAGCCAGGCUGGUCUUGAACUCCUCACCUCAAGUGAUCUACCCACCUUGGCCUCCCAAUAUGCUGGGAUGACAGGCGUGAGCCACUGCACCCGGCCUGAGCGGUAUUUUCUGUAGGCACCAGGUAGACUUUAUAACUAGGGAAGGAGAGGCCGGUCACGGUGGCUCACACCUAUAAUCCCAGCACUUUGGGAGGCCGAGGUGGGUGGAUCGCGAGGUCAAGAGAUCAAGACCAUCCUCGUCAACAAGGUGAAACCCCGUCUCUACUAAAAAUACAAAACAUUAGCUGGGCAUGGUGGCACAUGCCUGUAGUCCCAGCUACUCAGGAGGCUGAGGCAGGAGAAUUGCUUGAACCCAGGAGGCGGAGCUUGCGAUGAGCUGAGAUCGCGCCAUUGCACUCCAGUCGGUAACAACAGUGAAACUCCGUCUCAAAAAAAAAAAGAACUAGGGUAGGAGAAAAGCCCGUUUCUUUCUGAGGUAAACAAUUUCUUCCAGGAAACUCUGCAGCCCCUCAAAAAUCACCCAUGUCCCCAGGGACAUCUAAAGCUUGGGAUUCCAGGAAACCAUUCAGUAGAGUUGGAGAUUCAGAGAUUUAUUGAAGCCAGGGACAUGUUCCUAACUCCCAUCCCAUUAAAGGUGUUAGAGCAGACUAGAGGGUGACUCUUUUCCACUAUAAUGGGACCAGCUGGUGUGCCUGCAGGGAAGAGGGAGGUGGUCAAGCUUGAAAAACCCUUCGGGAUGGUUCUGACUUCUCCCUCCCCACGUGUUCUCAGCCUGCGUUCUGCACAGUGUUUAGUUUUAGGGAAAGGGUUUGGGUGAACCAGCAUCCAGGUGUUGUGCGGCUUACUGUAUGUGAAGUGAAAGCCUUUUGGGGUUGUUUGGAAGCAGCUUUCUGGUUCUUGUCAUUGUAUCUUGAGGUCCCAGAACCCUGUUCUCCCAUGAGGACCCUUAGUGACUAUGGUGGCCACAAGCCCAACCAGCCUGCUGGCUCCUGGGUGACCCGAAGAACCUUGCCUGUGGCACUUUUCGAGGGUGAGCUGGACCCAAGAGAAAGUGGUCCCAUGCUGGGACUCAUGCAGGUCAUUUCCCUGACGUCUUGUUUCACCCUGGUCCUGUCUUGAUGAGCACCACAUAAGCCUCCUUGUAUUGAGAUAAUUGGGCAUUAAACAUUAAACUGCAACUCUGGGAA
Messenger RNA from Callithrix jacchus (white-tufted-ear marmoset), 5912 nucleotides. It is a transcript of the gene E2F2, whose product is annotated as E2F transcription factor 2. NCBI's taxonomy places the organism in Eukaryota, Metazoa, Chordata, Mammalia, Primates, Cebidae. Gene Ontology annotation, biological process: regulation of transcription by RNA polymerase II. The record is from RefSeq and is a predicted model, not a curated record. Gene Ontology annotation, cellular component: RNA polymerase II transcription regulator complex. Gene Ontology annotation, molecular function: RNA polymerase II cis-regulatory region sequence-specific DNA binding; DNA-binding transcription factor activity, RNA polymerase II-specific; protein dimerization activity.